Messenger RNA from Nymphaea colorata (pocket water lily), 1263 nucleotides. Its product is annotated as probable WRKY transcription factor 57. Gene Ontology annotation, molecular function: DNA-binding transcription factor activity; sequence-specific DNA binding. Gene Ontology annotation, biological process: regulation of DNA-templated transcription. The transcript is spliced from 3 exons. The record is from RefSeq and is a predicted model, not a curated record. Bases 1 to 987 code for a protein of 328 amino acids. NCBI's taxonomy places the organism in Eukaryota, Viridiplantae, Streptophyta, Magnoliopsida, Nymphaeales, Nymphaeaceae.
AUGGCGGUAAAUGGUAAGGGGUCUGAGAGGGUGACGGUGAGAUUCGGGGAGAGAGAGAGAGGGUUCAAAAAGGGACGUGGCGUCGUAGGGAUGGAGAGGGCCGAGGGGAUGGAGAACCCGUCGACGAUGGCUGCACGGCCGAUGGUCGUGCCGGAAAAUUUUCUGAUGGGGCUUCCGUUCGCCGCGGAUAUCGACUUCUUGGAGGGACGGGAGAGGACGACGGGCUUCAUGGAGCUGCUCGGGGUUUCAGACUUCUCAGCUUCCUUCAUCGGUUCAGGGUUGCAGCAGGACUUCAAGGGUGGAAUCUCUUCGCCGUCGCCGGCGAUCAAUUCUAGUGAGGGGGUCGAACUUACGGACGCGUCGUCCACCGUGCCGCCGACGCCGAACUCGUCGGCCUCGUCUUCGUCGGCGGAGGCCAACGACGAUGAGAGCAAUUCACGAGAGGGGAAGGAUCGGCUGGCGGCGAAUGCGCAGCAGGAGAAGGAGAAGAGAUCAGAUCGGAAGCCGAAGAAGAAGGGAACCAAGCGUGAGAGAGAGCCUCGUUUCGCCUUCAUGACGAGAAGCGACGUCGACCACCUCGAGGACGGUUACCGAUGGCGGAAAUACGGACAGAAGGCCGUAAAGAACAGCCCCUUCCCUCGAAGUUACUACCGGUGCACGAGCGUGAAAUGUGGCGUGAAGAAGCGCGUGGAGCGCUCCUGCGACGACCCAUCAAUCGUGAUCACCACGUACGAAGGCCAGCACACUCACCACAGCCCGGUUGCGGCAGGCCGGCACUCCGCCACUCCCGCGGUGCCGACGCAGUUGCUAACCCACCCGCCCACCCCUCAUCUGUUGCAGCAGCAGCAACAACAACAACAGCAGCAGAGACCUCAAUAUGCCUUAGGCUCGCACGCGCUCCGCACGUCAGUAGCCGCUGCCGCCCCGCUGCAGCAGCGAGACUACGGCCUCCUCCACGACAUUUUGACUCCGCGCAUGCGUGAAUAGCUGUGUGGGCUCCUCCCUUGCGGUCGCCCCUUUCCACUUGCUUGAAUCUCCGGUACGUACGAAUACUUACGUAUGUAUGUUUAUACAUGGGCAUGCAUGCUCGUUGCACGCAUGCAUGUAUUGAUAAUCAUCACUUUGUUCCUUCUUUUUUCCUCCCCUUUUGUUCUUUUUUUUGUAAAACCCCUUGUUUCACAGCGGGCCUCUUUAUUAACUGAUUCAAAUCUUACUAUUUGUAUCCGAUCUUUCUGUAGCUGCAUAGAAGCAUCUCUCUCUCUC